ACUCAAUUGGAAUAGUUGUCGAACAGAGUACAAAAAUACACAAAUAAAAAGAAAAAUAUUUAAUUCUCUUAACUAUUCUACUAUAAUGUCGGAACCAGGUAUAAUAACUUGCGAGGAGCUUCUUCGCUUGCGUGAUGAUUGCUUGCAGCGUUUGCGAGAUGACGAAAUUUAUUAUCUCCGUAAUGAUGCCAAACUGCGGGCAGUUAAUAAUACCCAAAACUAUGAGGAGUUCAAGGAUAUUGUGGAUGCAGCUCACCUGCGACCAGUGACAAGGCAAGACAAAGCUAAUGCCAAGACCAAGAAUCGCUUGUGGAACUCGGCUGCCUCUGAGCAGUCUGAUACAAUUUAAUGAAGUUAAUAAAACUAUUGCAAAUCG
Messenger RNA from Drosophila sulfurigaster albostrigata, 376 nucleotides. RefSeq names its product coiled-coil domain-containing protein 103. The coding region runs from base 86 to 349 and encodes 87 amino acids. Gene Ontology annotation, biological process: inner dynein arm assembly; epithelial cilium movement involved in extracellular fluid movement; determination of left/right symmetry. The record is from RefSeq and is a predicted model, not a curated record. Lineage: Eukaryota; Metazoa; Arthropoda; Insecta; Diptera; Drosophilidae. The transcript is spliced from 2 exons. Gene Ontology annotation, cellular component: outer dynein arm.